Molecule: messenger RNA, 3797 nt
Organism: Hypomesus transpacificus
Lineage: Eukaryota; Metazoa; Chordata; Actinopteri; Osmeriformes; Osmeridae
Gene: c16h19orf44
Product: chromosome 16 C19orf44 homolog
Exons: 9
Coding region: 1236-3485 (749 amino acids)
Source: RefSeq, a predicted model, not a curated record
AUGAAUGACGCAAACAAACAUACCCUGGACUCAGGUCAAUUCAAUGCUUAACAAGUUGAUCAAAUGAAGGAAUGAUCACUAGGAAGGACAACUGAUCCUACAGCUGUAUUUAAGCCUCGGACACUGUGAAUACAAGACGUUAAUAAACAAUUAUGGAACACUGAGUCAAAUGUAUUGCAAACCAAACCAUAGCUCAAUUAAAUGCAGCCUUCAUGGAUUAACAAAAGUAUGCUGUAAUCAAAAGACAAAUGAUCAUUUAAUUGCAGUUAAUCGCUUGUUUUCAUUUUGUUUGAGGUUUAAACCCUAAAGCGAAUUACUAAAUAGGGCUCUUUCAGUGCUCUGAGGUAGGCUAUAGCCAACUGAUUUAGUGGUGAGACCACUAAUGGAAUCUUUACUUCCUUAUCAAUCGAGACGGAUAGCUCGCCGUGAUCGUAUAGUGGUUAGUACUCUGCGUUGUGGCCGCAGCAACCCCGGUUUGAAUCCGGGUCACGGCAGUUUUUAAGCACUCUUGACUGUUUACAUUAAGUUCACUUCAAAGACUGAUGAAGCCAUUAAAUUAUUUCAUGUGAGUUGUCAAUUGAAACUAUUUCCAGGUGUCACCCGGAUACAGCGGAAAGUUUAAACCCCCCUGAACUUGGAUUAUUGAUUAACGAAACAAUCGAUUAAACAGUCGAAUCAAACCAACUUGACGAUUACCCUAUUAAAAAAACGUUAAAUCGCAGAAAUGUUUGAAACGUCAACGAAAGAUCUGCACCUUUGAGAAAACCUUGAGUCUUUCAGCUUUCCGUAGAGUCGCUUCGAAAUGAUGUCAUCCUGUGUAAAAAAUACCCGUUUGUACCAUGGAUACUGAGGACGCCGCUUUAUGGAAGCUGGUUACAUUGUAACGGUAGUUUGUUGAAGUGGCUUUUAUUGGUCAUUUAGAUGGCUACAAUUUCUGUUUCAGACUGGACACGUUCGAGCGAAAUGGAUACUUUGUACAAAGCCCGUGUAUGGCUGCUCACGCAAACUAGGAAAGCUUGUUGCUACAGCUAGCUGGCCUGGCUCUAUCAGUAUAAGUUCUUUUUUUUUGUCCAUUUAUUAUGAUUUAUACAUUUUCAAUAAUAAAUCGUAAUAAAGAGUCCAAACACCCUUGAAUAAUGAGACCCCAAUCAGGUAAGUCGGUGACAACAAGGAACCUUAUAUAACCUCAUUUUAUAUCAGCUGUGUGGUGGAGAACACCAACAGACUAGACACGCAUGUGGAAUCGCGGUGCCCGAAGUUCAGCUCUGGAACGGGCACAAGCCCAGCUCUCCGGCCGGAAGUUUGGCAACACCGUCCCAGAACCAUGGGAGGCGAAAAGAUCAACAAGUUCAUUGGAUGGAGUCGCCAAGACAGCUUUACAAACCAGACAGACCUCGUUCCAGGACCUUAGUGACCUGUCUUCUGAGGGGACAGUGAGCCAUGACAUCAUUCGCCCCACUGCAGCCCGACGGCUGGGGAAGCGGGAACACCCCAGUCCUCCUCCUCCAGCACCUGAGAGCUCUGGAGUUGGGGCUGGAGGAGGGAGCAGGUUCCUGAAGAAAGCCCCCCCCGCCGCGGCUAGCAGCCUGUCUCCAGCACUCAGCAAGACCCAGACCCAGCACCCUGAACCCAGAUAUGUGGCGUCCUCCCAACGGAGUUCCCAAAGCACGGCGCUGAGCAGGCUGGCUCUCAUCGAGGACCGCAUCCGUAACCGCCAGCAGGCCAGAGACGGACCUCCGUCUUCAGCCCCAAACAGAGGCUCCACGCCCGGCCCCACCGCUCAGGAAACUCCCCUGUCCCUGUCGGCCCAGUCCAGCAGUGACCUGAGCAUGAAGGGCAAACGCUUCCUGAAGACCAAGACCCCGACGACCACAGCUACGACGCUCGCUACCGCUGCUAACGCACCCACGGUGGCACCUAAGGGCCCCGAGGCUAGUUUCAAAGCUGCCACGCCAUUGGGCGGUUCCAAAGCCUCACAAUUGGCCGCAGCCAAUCGGGGUGUAACUCUGGACAGUGAUGAGGAGGACAUGAGGCAGCUGUUAGGAGGCUCGUUUGAAUCGCCAGAAGACAGUCUGUUGACCGACCUCAGGGGAGCGUCACAGAACAUCCCUAGAAAGUCCUUCAGGAAGGGAAUCCCGAAGAUCUCGCCCUCCCCUCCCUUGGUUGGUAGAGCCUCUUCAGCGAGAAGGCUGUCGCGCUCCCCGCCCUCCUCUCUCCGAGGGUCCCCGGACCGCUUGGGGUUCUCCAGCCGCCCCCAGGCCCCGCCCAGUCCCUCCCUCUCCCCCCUCCCCCGGUCCCCGGAGGGCCCCUUCCCAGGCCGGACGGGCUCCCUUCGGAGCAGGCCCCUCAGACGCUCACUCUCCUCUGCCUCAGACCGCAGUGAUGUGCGCUCCCUGGAGGAGCUCUUCCCCGAGGCCCUGGGCUCCCUGGCGGAGCUCCAUCCCGAGGCCCUGGGCUCCCUGGCGGAGCUCCAUCCCGAGGCCCUGGGCUCCCUGGCGGAGCUCUAUCCCGAGGCCCUGGACUCGGAUGAUGCCAUCAGUGAGCAGAGUGGCGUGUCUGAUGACUUCAAGAUAAAAAUCAUGUCACUGGAUGACCUGGCUCCUGUAACCCUCGGAGACACCGAAAGGCCAGCAAAGAAAAAGACGGAGACCCAAGGGUCACAACAGGGGGCCUCUCCCCGACCUCGAGAAGAGGAGCCCUCUGAGGAGGCGCAGGAGGAAGGGGCCCUGAGCUACGAGAGCGACUUUGAGAGCGGGGUCAGGACGGAGGAGGACGCGAGCGCCAACGACAUCUCGGAGCACCUGGGAGACGAGGAGGAGACCUUGGAGGGCAAGCAGCGUCGAGUCUCCGACUCUGAUAGGUUGCACGGCCGCUACGCUGACUACUCCCACAGCCUAUCGGAGAGGAGGAGUCAGUCCCGGUCCCGAUCCUAUGACGGGCAGGACAGCAGGGCAGACGACGAAUCACAAAGCGACAGCACAAUCAGCCGGGCGUCCAGAUCCCCGUCUGGCUCCGACUCCUCGUCUCGCACCGUCACCCCUCCCCGCCGCGCCCAGACCCGCCCCCCGGGCCCAGUCGUCAGGGAGACGGCCUCGCAGACCCAGCCAGACGGCUUGACCUACGCCUGGUCACACUCUGGCUUUGCGUCGCUGGGCCCUGCCAUAGGGAUGGCUUAUGUGGACCCCACCCCUGUGGCCAGUCACACCGUCAGUGCGGAGGCUGUGGAGGCCCUCAGCGCCUACAGUCCUGCGGUCUUUGCCCUGAACGACAUGCUGAGGGAGCAGCUGUCCCUCACCAGACACUAUGUGCAGGCCAACCGGUCCCUGCACUCGUCCCUGCUACAGAGCCUGGAGCCUGCGGACUACACCUACACCACCCUGGAGGGCACCAAGGAGUUUAUCCGCUGUCACAAGCCUCCCAGACUGACCCUGGAGGAAGCGCUGGAGGAGGUGCUGCAGGAGAUGAGAGACUACCACUACAUCUAGACUUCCUGGACCUCAACUUUGACGAGACUCUAUUUUUCUACUUGGGAAACUUGAAUCGUGUGGCUUUCUGUAGUGUUGUGAUGUUACCUCCGAACCAAAAGGACUGUCGUGACGUAAUCAUGUAUUUAUUUUGACCGUUGUGUUUGCGGGCAGUUCAAUGAAAAGGGUUUGCAUGAGAGAUGUAGAUAUCUUUAUAAAACCUCGAUGUAUUCUAGUGCCACAAAUCUAUUUUGCUGUAAAACUGAUUACUGAAAAGUGUAUGCCAGUCACGAUUGUGCUUCUGUAAUAAAUGCUCACACAGCAAAGUAAAAA